AUGGACAGACUCCUCCUCCUCCUCCUCCUAAUCCUCGUCGCCCCCCUUCUCACCGCCGCCGGUGGCCUCAACGCGAAGGAGCAGCUGAUCCACCUCCGCUUUUACUGGCACGACAUCCUCAGCGGGCCGAAUCCGACGGCGGCGACGAUAGCCCGCAGCCCGGUUACGAAUGCGUCGGCCACUUUAUUCGGCUUGGUGAAUGUCAUCGAUGACCCAUUAACUUUGGGGCCAGAUCUGUCGUCCCGGCAGAUCGGCCGCGCGCAAGGUAUUUAUGCAUCGGCGGACCAGAAUGUGGUAGGUCUUCUCAUGGCGAUGAACUUCGUAUUCGUCGAUGGGGAGUACAACGGAAGCACAUUGGCGGUGAUGGGGCAUAAUCAGGUAUUCUCUAAGGUGCGGGAGAUGCCGAUCGUCGGCGGGACGAUGCAGUUCCGCCUCGCGCGGGGAUACGUUCAGGCCAUGACUUACAGCUUCCAACCGGAGACUGGGGACGCCGUCGUUGAGUACAAUUGCUACGUCUUGCGCGGAUCCGAUUACUAGAAGCCGCUUGGAGGGCCGCAGCUACUAAGAGAAAAAUAGGUUUUCAAAUAAAUGUUUCUGAUAAAAAAAAAAAAAAAAGUUUCUGAAAAAUAUAUUUCAAAUAGAUGGUCGGGUUUUUAAUAUAUAAAUUUGAAUUACAUGCUUUAUAAUUUAUCCCACGUCUU
This is a messenger RNA of Dendrobium catenatum, 701 nucleotides long. Its product is annotated as dirigent protein 19. NCBI's taxonomy places the organism in Eukaryota, Viridiplantae, Streptophyta, Magnoliopsida, Asparagales, Orchidaceae. The transcript has a single exon. The record is from RefSeq and is a predicted model, not a curated record. The coding region runs from base 1 to 537 and encodes 178 amino acids.